Messenger RNA from Tilletiaria anomala UBC 951, 531 nucleotides. RefSeq names its product monothiol glutaredoxin. Lineage: Eukaryota; Fungi; Basidiomycota; Exobasidiomycetes; Georgefischeriales; Tilletiariaceae. Bases 28 to 441 code for a protein of 137 amino acids. The record is from RefSeq and is a predicted model, not a curated record. The transcript has 3 exons.
CGCCUAGCGCGCUCGUAUCCACAGUCGAUGGCGCCAGCGCAGUUGCUGCGCGCCCAGCCGGCCUUUGUGCGGCUGCUCUCGCAGGAUGCGCGCAAGAAGAUCGAAUCGGCGGUGAAGAGUGACCCACUGGUCAUAUUCAUGAAGGGUACACCGCAGAUGCCCAUGUGCGGGUUCAGCAGAGCGGUGUGCCAGGUCAUGGAGGUGCAGGGCGUCAGGCCGGAGAAAAUGAAGACGUACAACUGCCUUGAGGAUGAGGAGCUGAGGCAAGGUAUCAAGGAGUACAGCGAAUGGCCCACCAUCCCGCAAGUGUACCUCAACGGCGAAUUUAUCGGAGGGUGUGACAUCAUGCUCAGCAUGCACCAAUCAGGAGAGCUCGAAUCGGCGCUAGACAAGGCUGGUGUCCUGGACCCGCCGCAGCCGCAAACCGAAGCGCAGUCGUAGGCUUGCAUUUUCGGGCUGGCGCAAGGGAAUAGCACGCAGACCAUAUGCCCACGUUCUCAGCCCCUUUGUAUCUUAGUCAACUACCAGAUA